AUGGACGAGGCUAAGCACAAAGAACGGCGACGCAUGCUGAACCCCAUGUUCUCGCGUGCAGGUGUCCUCAAGCUGGAGGGUCUUAUUCGUGAGCGAUUGGCGCUCUUGGAGAUCAAGAUUGAAAGGCUUCGUGAGAAGCAGAACAUUGACUUUUAUGAUGCGUUUCGACUCCUGACUACCAACAUCAUUAUGGAGUUUUGUUUUGCCGAUAGUCGCGGUAUGCUGGAGGAGCAGCCCGACAGUUUCAAGUCGCAAUUCCUUACAGCUUUCAGCGUUGCUGCAUCGGCGCUGAAGACCCUGCAGCAAUACCCCUUAUUGCGCAUAGUCAGCAACGCGAUCCCUGUGGCAUUGCUGAAAGUUGUCUCUCCAGAACUAGGCAACCUCAUUCAUUUGACCGAUUAUGCGGAGCAGUGUGUGAACCGCUGGCGCAAGUCUGACGGAUCAAAAGCGGCUGUCAAUCAUCCCAUUGUUCUCGAAAAUCUGACAUCGCUGUCGGAUGUUGCAUUGGUUGGCGAAUCUCUUGAUCUUUUGGUGGCCGGGUCUGACACGAGCGCUACGUCCGUGACCACCGCUCUCUUCGAGAUUCUGCGUAAUCCCGCCAUAGAGAAGAGAUUGGUCGAAGAGCUUGACGCUGCUAUUCCGGACAAGAAUGAUUUGCCCCCGCUCCAGACUUUGGAAAAGAUCGAGUAUUUGGUGAGUGACUCAGACAGUGCCAUUGGGUUUUACUUGAAGACUGACUGA
Molecule: messenger RNA, 741 nt
Organism: Colletotrichum chrysophilum
Lineage: Eukaryota; Fungi; Ascomycota; Sordariomycetes; Glomerellales; Glomerellaceae
Exons: 3
Coding region: 1-741 (246 amino acids)
Molecular function (GO): heme binding; iron ion binding; monooxygenase activity
Source: RefSeq, a predicted model, not a curated record